AUGGGAGCAAUACUGAAUGUCACGUGCUGUGAGUUCCGUCAACCACAUGGCAAGGAUCUAUGGAUACGAUACAACGGUUUGCAACUGUUAAAGGCACACACCUUUGGUAGAGUCGACAACCUCAGCUGGCUAGAAUUGCAGAACAAUCAUCUAACGACUCUACCAGAGGGUUUGUUUGAAGCGUCGACUGAAAUCGGAAAGUUGAUCAUAGCAGAAAACUACCUAGUUUUUCUACCAGAGAAUCUGCUAGUCAACACAACAUUAACUGGAGUGUUCGACUUGAGCUCCAAUCGCCUCCCAUCCAUCCCUGAUGGCUUAUUUCGCAAUCAGACUAAGCUAAGGAAACUCUACAUGCAACGCAAUCAAAUCAGGGUCCUCAACAGAGCGAUGUUCAACGAUCUGCACUCUCUAGAAGAACUAUUCGCAUUUGGCAAUCCUCUCGUAGAGAUACAAGCCGGGCUUUUUUAUAACACACAGCUUAUAAAUAUAUACAUGUUCCAAAACAAUUUCUCAUCGAUUGGAGAGAGGCCAUUUGCCACUGUCAAUAACACGAUCAAGCAGGUAUCGCUGUAUGACAGUCACUUAAAAAAUAUUUCCGAUGCCGUAUGGCAAGAUUUGGGUAUUAACGCUUACGUGGCUGUUGAUAAUACCCUCCAGUUUGCGCCUGCCACUAAUCGGACUGACCUGAAAAUCGAACAGGUUGGUGAUGGGUUCGCCUUACCGAUACUUGUAUCGAGGACAAUUGCACUUUUCUUCAAUAAAUCUGGAUUCUCCUGUUCAAAAUCUGUCUACAAAGAUGAUUUCUGGCAAUGUGUGCCCUGUGCCCAAGGAUAUUAUGGAGAUCCAUGGAGCAACGUGUGUAAAGCAUGCCCACCCGGAGGCUAUUACCAAAUCAAGACUGGAAAAGUAGCCGACAUAUCACAACCCAUCAAGUGUCAAAAAUGCAACAAUGGAACCUUCGUCACCCCAGCUGCUCACCCUGGUAUCAGCCCUGCAGAUUGCACGGUGUGUCCUACAGGUACCAAUAAAAGUCUCCACGCAGGGUUCCGCGCAUGCUCUUGUCUUGAUAAUUACUACCGCAAAGAUCGGUUUGGUGAGUGUUAUCCUUGCCCAGACGAAGGUCUCAACUGCUCAGAGGAGUAUCAACACCUCUUACCUGGAUUCUGGUGGACGUGGGACUGGGGUUCAAACAGCAACUACGAAGCUUAUCAACAUUUCGUUGUCAACAUUAGAAACAGAAGUGAUUCUUACAAUAGCAACACUCAGCAGUUUAGGGGAGUUUUGCCUAAGGUGCACCCGUGUCCACGUAAGGAGUCUUGUUUGAAUGAAGGUGAUGGUAUCAAUGUCACCUGUGAGGUUGGCUAUGAAGGUUGGCUUUGCUCUGAAUGCUGUAAGGGGUUUUAUGCAAGCUUUGAUAGUUGUAAUGAGUGUCCGCAGUGGUGGUGGUUCUUACUUGAAAUCGUUCUUUUGUUGGUCGUGUUGGCAGUGGUAAUAGGCUUCAUCGCUUGGGAUGUGCGGAGAAACCGAAGAGAAGGACGGUCUGCCGUUGAUGUAAUAUUUGCUAGAGGGAAAAUCUUGCUGGGUUUCUAUCAGGUAAUGGGCGAGAUAUUCUCUGCUCUUGACGAGAUUCCCUGGACGAAUAUUCUGAGAAAGUUUGGGUCAUUUUUGAAACUACUGGAGAUGAAAAUUGUCCUACUGGUCAUCAGUCCCCGCUGCUACUUUCCAGACUUCACCUACCGCAAUGUGUACAUUGAGUAUUUGUUUGGGAUGAGCUUCGUUGCGUUCGUUGUGUUGGCAGCACUGUGCGUCUAUUGGGUCUCAAAAUGCUACUUGGCGGUCAAGAAAUGCACUGUUGAAAAGCGUGACAAGGUUUUGUCAACUACAAGGCAGAUAUGUAAUCUGUUUGUUGUUAUGCUUCUCUUUGUGUCCUAUCCUGGCUUAUCCGGUGUUAUCUUCACCCUCUUGCCUCCUGGCUGCGACCAGUUCUAUCUAGAUGAGAACGAGACCUACAGUACUACGAGACUUCGAUCCGAUUACUCUAUCGACUGUCAAGACGAGCAGUAUGUUCAUUUCAGCCAUGCUGCCGAGGCUUCUUCUGUCUGCUAUGUUGGUGGCUUUCUGUUCUUGCUGUUAAUACUUCUGUGGAGAAGCAACAUACAAGACAAGAGGAAGAAAUCGCAGGAGCAGCCUUCGCGUGAAUCAUCGGUAGAUGAUCUGAGUAACCACAGCAUCAAUGUUACAAAUGUCCCUAUGCUACCAAUAAAUGAAGAUGAUUCCACACUUAAUCAAUCAGGCACCAACCUCCUAAACCCAAACCAGCAAAGUGAGAACGACAUCAGCUGGAAAAGUUUCCUCAGUGGCAACUAUAAAGCAGAGUUCUGGUACUGGGAAAUUGUUGAGCUUUUCCGCAAGGUCACCCAAACGCUGUUUGUGCGGAUUUUAAGCCCAGCUGAUCCUUUAACCAUGUUUGUAACCAUCGUCAUAUCUGCUGGGUUCCUGUUCUUACAUGCACGUGUGACACCGAUGAAACAUGCCGCCGAUAACCGUCUACAGAUGUGUUCCCUGGCAGCAAUCUUCCUGAGUCUCCUGACAGCUACUGUUCUCCUGUCUCCUACUGGAGGUGGCACAACGAGAACUGAAGUUGCUGCGGUUAUCAUGGAUCUGCUGAUCUUAAGCAUCGUUGUGUUUGUCAUAGUAAGUCUUCUCUGGAUGUUGAUGAAGUUCUUAUGGCGCUCUGGGUACUGUGGUGGUAUGGCAACAUGCAUCCGCAAUGUCCGUUGGUGGUGCUGUCGACACGAGUCACUGGACAGGGAAGGCACAGGCAGACUUCUUGUGGAGAACAGCAUGGCAGAUCAUUCCCUUGAUGUUGACGAAGAAUAUGUGGAAAGGCCUUACGGAGAUAUCAUAUCAGAACAUCAGGCGGUUGAGUAA
Patiria miniata (bat star) is the source of this 2931-nucleotide messenger RNA. RefSeq lists its product as uncharacterized. The record is from RefSeq and is a predicted model, not a curated record. Lineage: Eukaryota; Metazoa; Echinodermata; Asteroidea; Valvatida; Asterinidae. The coding region runs from base 1 to 2931 and encodes 976 amino acids. Gene Ontology annotation, molecular function: protein binding. The transcript has 12 exons.